UUUAUUUGGCAAGUGACACGUCUCUUUUUCUCUGUCAAGUCCAGAAAGAAAGAAAAUAGUCCAGAAGGUUUUAGAAUGCGUAUGCGAAUCAUUCUAAAAUACUAGCUUUGUUCUUUUGGGUACGGUAACUAAUACAGAGAUUUCUAGGGUUUCACUCUCUGUUCUGGACAAUCUUGAUUGAUUGGUGACGAAGGCUCUUCAAUCUGUGUUGGGAUGGCUCUGAAUCCUCAGCUGUUUCCCAAUGGGAUGCCCGUUCCGUUUGUGAACGAGAUGUUCGUCUUGGCCAGAGAUGGCGUCGAGUUUGAGGUUGAUAAAAUCCCAGGGGCUCCCGGAGGAAAAUUUAAAGCAAAGGGGACAAUCUACUUGUCAAAUAUACGCAUGGUCUUUGUUGCAGAUAAACCUGUUGGAAACAUAUAUGCUUUUGAUAUGCCUCUGCUUCAUGUGCAUGGUGAAAAAUUUAACCAGCCAAUAUUCCACUGCAACAAUAUAACUGGAUUUGUGGAGCCUGUAGUCCCUGAUGAUCAGAAUAGGGCUCUGUACUCCACUCACUCAUUCAAGAUCAUAUUCAAGGAAGGAGGCUGUGGAACAUUCAUCCCACUAUUUUUCAAUCUGAUCAAUUCCGUGAGACAAUAUAAUCAACAUGCUGGUUCGGGGGCAGAGUCUCAUACUGAUCCUUUACAAGCAGCGCAAACUCCAGUUGAUGAAAUGAUGAGACACGCAUAUGUUGAUCCCAACGAUCCAACAAAAAUCUUUCUGCAGCAGCCCACUCCAGAGUCUCAGUUGAGGCGCCGGACAUACCAGCCACAACCAGCUGAACGCGCUAUAUAAUGUAUAAUCUUUAGUCCUGAAUAAAUUGUAUCUACUUUCAAGACACCAAAGUACACUCUAAACUCUACUACCAUGCUUCGUGUAACAAAAUUCACUGGUUUUUUACCUUCAAUAUAAGAAGAUUAUAUAUUUCUA
Cornus florida is the source of this 963-nucleotide messenger RNA. RefSeq names its product UPF0664 stress-induced protein C29B12.11c. Gene Ontology annotation, molecular function: transcription coactivator activity; chromatin DNA binding. Gene Ontology annotation, biological process: positive regulation of DNA-templated transcription. NCBI's taxonomy places the organism in Eukaryota, Viridiplantae, Streptophyta, Magnoliopsida, Cornales, Cornaceae. The coding region runs from base 214 to 828 and encodes 204 amino acids. The transcript is spliced from 5 exons. Gene Ontology annotation, cellular component: nucleus. The record is from RefSeq and is a predicted model, not a curated record.